UCAUCUUUUUCAUUUCAUUUUCUUAAUGGAAAAGAGAAUGAACCCAACAUUCUCCAACAUUUUAUUUUUUCAAUUCUCAACCGUUUUGAUUAAUUUGCCAAUCAAAACUUCAUCUGAACCUCUUUCGGCGACAAAUUGAAGAAAUAAGACAAGAGAAAAGAAUGAAACGUGAAAUGAAUACGAGUAUUAGAAACAAAUCCAAGGUAGCAGAUUGGAUUCACGAAGUGGAUUGCCGGAUUGGAGUCACGCAUACCUCCACAUUGAUUCAGGUUCUUCUCACGGUUCAUAGUCACCAGCUCGAACGGAUUCUCAAUGGCACAAUGUUAGUACCGCCUGAGUUGGUUGUUGAUGAUAAUGAAGUGUAUAUUGUCAAUGAAGAAUUUAAAGAUUUCAUGGCACAAGACAGUGCUCUUGCCUCAUGGCUUUUGUCCACGAUCAGUGCUCUGCUUCUACCUCAGUUAUUAGGAGCUGAGUCCGCAAUGGCUGUUUGGCACACUGUUGUGCAGUUCUUUGCCAACCGAUCUACAACACGGUCAUGAACUUGCACUACAAGAUUCAGUCAUUGAGGAAAAGAGAUGACUCGAUGCGUGUAUAUCUCACUCAUAUAAAGAGAUUUGUGAUGCUCUUGAGUCAUGUGGCAGCCAUGUGUCGUAGGUUGAGCACGUUGUGAGCGUUUUGAAAGGCUUGCCAACAGAAUAUCAGUCGUUUAUGGUAGUGAUCACUACAAGUCCAGAUACGCUUUCUCUGGAUCGGAUUUAUUCAAUGCUCAUUGAUGAGGAAACACAAUUGGCUGGAUUUAAUUCUCAUACUGAGAAUUUUUCGAUGAGUGCCAAUGUUGUGCAGGGUAAAGUUCAUGUUAGCUCUACUGCAUCUAAUAAUUCUCAUGAUUACAAACAACAACACAUUGCCUCGAUACGUGGUGAACGGUCUGGUGGUAAAGGUCGAGCCCGUCUAUAGUGUCAACUAUAUGGUAAGAAUGGACAUACGGUUGAUAGAUGCUGGUAUCAGUUUGAUCAUGAUUUUUCAGGUGAUUUAGAAAAUAAUACUCAGCCACGAUCUAAGGGUGAAUUGAGUAGUGUUAACUAUGUGAGUCUUGACAAUGUUAGUUGUGCAUGUUGUGCCAGUAAGCAUGGUGUUGUCUCGAUGCAAGCUGGUGGUGUAUCUCAGGCUAAUAUGGUUGUAUCUCCUCGUGCUCAGUGGGUUAUUGAUUCGUGUGCCACACAUUAUGUGACUCCUGAUACGUCCAAUAUUGCUCACACUACUGAUCUUGAUGGUCCAGGUAAUCUAUUGGUUGGGAAUGGAGUUUCUCUUAAUGUAAAUAUGGUUGGUAAAUCUUUAUUACGCUCAUCAUCAUCCUCACAAGCUUUGUUACUUACAGAAUUGUUACAUGUACCUAAAAUUACUAAACAUCUUCUUUUGGCAUCAAAGCUUGCUAGGGAUAAUCACAUAUUUUUCGAGUUUCAUGCUAAUGGAUGUUGCAUUUGUGAUGAGGUGUCAGGCAAGAUUAUACUAUAAGGAAAUCAGCAAG
Messenger RNA from Hibiscus syriacus, 1528 nucleotides. RefSeq lists its product as uncharacterized. NCBI's taxonomy places the organism in Eukaryota, Viridiplantae, Streptophyta, Magnoliopsida, Malvales, Malvaceae. The transcript is spliced from 3 exons. The record is from RefSeq and is a predicted model, not a curated record. The coding region runs from base 162 to 539 and encodes 125 amino acids.